GAGGGCUUUCUUCUGAAACCAUCGCAGUGAAUUGCAGUGCGAUCUCGCACACAGCUGCAGCUAUAUAUCAUGACAUGCUCGGAUCCGAAAACGCUGCGUUACGUUCAUUCUGUCAAUCUAGUCUGAGCCUAGCACAAGAAUUAGUAGUAGUGCUCCUCUUGUUUCGUCAUCGAGAACUUUUGACGUGUAUGACAGGCGAAUUAACUUGAAUUCGGGUCAAGUCAGACUAGUGUGAUGAUGCAGGCUAGAAAAGGGCCAGUCAACUCUCCUCCUCUCCCACGGACAUUACAUGGUCAAGUGUGUCGACUGCUUAGGGUUUAUGAGGGUGGAUCAUCAUCGAGAUAUCUGUCUAUGCCCGAAAAACUCCAGAAGCGCAAAUUGUGCGUUUACCUCCAAUUUGAGUUUCAUGCAAGCCCGUUGGAGUUACCUGAGUAACUGAGUUCCCAUAAUCAGCAUAAAUACUGUUCGCGAUAAUCAAGUAUGAGCGCUUGAGCUUUGAUUAUCACCAGCCGCCUUUUGGCGUAACUGUUAAGGGAGAACAGUCUUACAUUUCAUCGGCUCAGC
Molecule: messenger RNA, 564 nt
Organism: Suillus subaureus
Lineage: Eukaryota; Fungi; Basidiomycota; Agaricomycetes; Boletales; Suillaceae
Exons: 2
Coding region: 235-435 (66 amino acids)
Source: RefSeq, a predicted model, not a curated record